Molecule: messenger RNA, 1515 nt
Organism: Paracoccidioides lutzii Pb01
Exons: 8
Coding region: 1-1515 (504 amino acids)
Biological process (GO): protein quality control for misfolded or incompletely synthesized proteins; mitochondrial protein processing
Cellular component (GO): mitochondrial inner membrane
Molecular function (GO): metalloendopeptidase activity
Source: RefSeq, a predicted model, not a curated record
AUGUCGUGUGGAAGAGGCUCUGGCAGCGCUGUUACGAUUCUCUCGCGAUCCUUAUUCCGCCAAUCUCCUUCUGUAAGAAUUUCUAUAUGUACCGGUAACCUGAAGAAGGCGUUUGUGGGUGAUACCCGGGCGAAUUUCGCUACGUGGAGUUUGCGCCGGUGGUCGUCCUCCGCUCCAACGUCCCCUGCAGCUCCCGCCCUCGCUCUCAUAUCCACCGCUGGUUCCACCCCCGCUCCGCUCUCCAUACCCGCUACGCAUUCCCGACAGCUGUGUGUUCACUCUCACGCCUUCUCCUCACCACGGGAGCGCUCAUUGAACACUCUCCGUCAUAGCCUCGAUCGUCAACGUACAGGCCCGGCAUUUCCAGUCUAUUUUUAUCGCAGCAGCACACAUCAUCCCUUAAACAGCGACACGUUUCUCCGCUUCCAAAUACACGCAAACCUCCAGCGACCACAGCAACAACAGCACUGUCGACCGUUCUCGCAAUGGCACGGUCAACAGCAACAGCGACGACAUGGCGGGGAUGGAUAUACGUAUCGGACAUUUGAUGGGCGGGGAGGAUAUGGAUAUGGAUAUGGUGGCGGUGGAGGUGGCGGAAGAAGAGGGUGGUUGUAUUACCAGUUAAUGAACAUCUGGGAGCAGCAUAGAUUGGUGAUUAUAUGCGGGGGAUCCGUGAUGGUGGUGUUUUACGUGUGGAAUCUGGAAGUUGUGCCUAUGACCGGUCGCCUCCGCUUCAACUGCAUCUCCAACGAAUUUGAAAUGCAAUACGGCAAGCAAGCCUACGAAAUGAUUGUGCAGGAAUACCAUGGGCGUCUCCUGCCGGACUCGCAUCCGCUGGUUAGAUAUGUUGACAGCGUUUUUCGCAAGCUGUUUCUGACGGGCUAUCCACAGCUAGGCGAGGGGGAUGAGACGCUGAAGAGGCUGAAUUGGAAAGUACAUGUUAUUGAUUCGCCGGAGAUGAAUGCGUUUGUAUUGCCGGGAGGCAACGUAUUUGUCUUUACUGGUGUCCUGCCUAUAUGUCGUGAUCGAGAUGGUCUCGCUGCCAUAUUGGGCCAUGAGAUUGCGCAUGUCCUCGCACAUCAUAUGGCGGAGCGCCUUAGCUCCAAAAUUGUUGUGGUUGUUGCGGCGAUCGUGGUAUCGAAGCUCUUUGAGGUGUCAGAAAACUUCACGUCGGCUAUUUUUAAUCUGAUUCUUUCUCUGCCCAAUUCUAGGGCGCAGGAAUUGGAGGCGGAUCAAAUUGGUUUGAUGAUGAUGGCGAAGAGCUGUUUUAAGCCCGAGGCUGCUACUGCAUUAUGGAGCCGGAUGCAGCAAGCCGAAAAGGGAGAGCCUCCGCAGAUAUUAUCGACGCAUCCUUCGAGCGGGAGACGGAUGAAGGCUAUUCAGCGGCUGCUCCCAGAAGCAGAUCUAGUGUAUGAUGAUAGCGGUUGCGGGGUGACGGGGCGAUACGGUAGGUCAUUGUUGCCUGAAUAUAGAGUAGCCCCUGAAUCUCAUCCAGGUUUUGGACAGGAGAACUGA